Molecule: messenger RNA, 795 nt
Organism: Pelobates fuscus (common spadefoot toad)
Lineage: Eukaryota; Metazoa; Chordata; Amphibia; Anura; Pelobatidae
Product: indolethylamine N-methyltransferase-like
Exons: 3
Coding region: 1-795 (264 amino acids)
Cellular component (GO): cytosol
Molecular function (GO): N-methyltransferase activity
Source: RefSeq, a predicted model, not a curated record
AUGGACGCAAGAGCUGGCACUCAUAAGCUCUAUCAUCAGUAUGAAUUUAACCCCAAAGAAUUUUAUGAGAUGUACCUCUCACCGAACUGUAACUCCCAACUUCAGGAGAACUAUAUCGUCUAUCCCAUGAGACAACUGAAUAACGAGAUGUCAUCAGGUCGUAUCACGGGGGACAGAAUGACGGAAUUAACCAUCGGCCCCGUGCUGUUUAAACUCCUGGUUUGCAGCGAAUAUUUUAAGGAAAUUACGGUUUUAGAAAGUAACGCUCGGUGUAAAGUGGAGUUGGAGAAAUGGCUGAAUAAGGACGGAGACGCCUUGCAGAUGAGACAUAUUACAGACAUAGCGUGCACGCUGCAAGGAAAAAGGGACGGGUGGAAGGAAAAGGAAGAGAAGACGAGGAGUCGAAUUAAACAGGUUCUAAUGUGCGACUUUACCAAGGAGAAUCCCACGGAUCCCAUCACCGUGCCAAAGUCGGAUUGCUUCGUUUGUAUAUGGACCCUGGAAGUGAUUAGCCAAACGCAGAGCGAAUUCCAAAGAAACCUGAAAAAAUGUGCCACACUUCUAAAGCUAGGCGGACACCUGCUGUUUUUCGGGGUGUUUAAUGGAAACUAUUUUUUGGUGGGAAAGCACAAAUUCCAUAUUUUAUCCUAUGACGAGGUGUUUUUAAGACAGGCGUUGGCAGACUGCGGGUUCCUUAUUCAGUGUCUGGAGCUAACAGAAGGCAAAGGAGGUGAGGGGCUGAUAGAUUCUGGCCACUUAGUUUAUGUCAGGGCUGUGAAGGUGAAGGAAGAAUAG